This is a messenger RNA of Opisthocomus hoazin, 1156 nucleotides long. It is a transcript of the gene GJA8, whose product is annotated as gap junction protein alpha 8. Gene Ontology annotation, molecular function: gap junction channel activity. The record is from RefSeq and is a predicted model, not a curated record. Gene Ontology annotation, cellular component: connexin complex. Gene Ontology annotation, biological process: gap junction-mediated intercellular transport; cell-cell signaling. NCBI's taxonomy places the organism in Eukaryota, Metazoa, Chordata, Aves, Opisthocomiformes, Opisthocomidae.
GGGGGACACAUUUCUUCGGUGGAGCCUUUCACAGCGACAGUAAGAAAUGGGUGACUGGAGUUUCUUGGGGAACAUUUUAGAGCAGGUGAACGAGCAGUCCACUGUCAUCGGGAGAGUCUGGCUCACAGUGCUCUUCAUUUUCCGCAUCCUGAUCCUGGGAACAGCUGCUGAGCUAGUGUGGGGAGACGAACAGUCAGACUUUGUGUGCAACACCCAGCAACCUGGUUGCGAGAACGUCUGCUAUGAUGAGGCCUUCCCCAUCUCCCACAUCCGGCUCUGGGUCCUGCAGAUCAUUUUUGUAUCCACACCUUCGCUAAUGUACUUUGGGCAUGCGGUGCACCACGUCCGCAUGGAGGAGAAGAGGAGAGAGAGGGAGGAAGCAGAGAGGCGUCAGCAAGCUGAGGUGGAUGAAGAGAAGCUACCCCUGGCUCCAAAUCAAAACAAAGGCAACAACCCUGAUGGAACCAAGAAGUUUCGCCUGGAGGGUACCCUCCUGAGAACCUACAUCCUCCACAUCAUUUUCAAAACUCUCUUUGAGGUGGGAUUCAUAGUAGGUCAGUACUUCCUGUAUGGUUUCCGAAUUCUCCCCCUUUACCGCUGUGGGCGGUGGCCCUGUCCCAAUCUGGUGGAUUGCUUUGUCUCCAGGCCUACGGAGAAGACCAUCUUUAUUAUGUUCAUGCUGGUGGUGGCUUCUGUGUCCCUCUUCCUCAACCUAGUGGAGAUCAGUCACUUGAUCGUGAAAAGGAUCCGGAAGGCUCUGAGAAGACCAGCGGAGGAACAGCUGGGAGAGGUCCUGGAGAAGCCCCUCCAUGCCAUCACAGUCCCCACCAUCCCAAAGACCAAAGGCUACAAGCUGCUGGAAGAAGAGAAGCCGGUGUCCCCCUAUUUCCCUCUCACGGAAGUAGGAGUUGAACCCAGUCCCCUUCCAUCAGCCUUCAAUGAAUUUGAGGAGAAGAUUGGGAUGGGGCCAUUGGAAGAUCUCUCCAGGGCAUUUGAGGAGAGGUUACCAUCGUAUGCACAAGUAAAGGAACCGGAAGAGGAGAAGGUAAGAGCAGAGGAGGAGGAGGAGGAACAAGAAGAGGAGCAGCCAGGACCUCAGGAAGAGCCAGGGGUGAAGAAAGCAGAGGAGGAGGUGACCCCUCAGCAGGCUAAGUAA